Molecule: messenger RNA, 753 nt
Organism: Hydra vulgaris (swiftwater hydra)
Lineage: Eukaryota; Metazoa; Cnidaria; Hydrozoa; Anthoathecata; Hydridae
Source: RefSeq, a predicted model, not a curated record
AUGGUUGUUAUGGCGGAAGCAAAAGAAGCUAUUACAAAUGUUCAACUUAAACCUAACUCGAACAUUAAUCCUAACAUUAUUAUUGGCGUUUUCAAAGGAUUUUUAUGUCGUGCUAAAAGAAUAAGCUCUCAAAAACACCUUCAAAAAGAAAUCGAUUUUCUAAUAGACAUCUUUGUUGAUAAUGGCCACGACAAGAACAUUCUAAAUAAUAUUACUAUAGACUAUUUAAAAAACGGUUCAAAAAACACCACAUUUCAACAAAUAGAUACCCAACCCUUUAUAAAACUACCUUGGAUACCAAUUGUUGGUCCAAAACUUCGUAAAGAAUUUCGAAAGCAAAACAUAAAGGUUAUUUUCACAUCAACUCCCAAUUUAAAAAAUAUUUUCUGCAACAAUAAAACUAAACUACCACUAAACACAGACCCUGGCGUAUACCAGCUAAAAUGUUCAUGCGGUUCGAUAUACAUUGGCGAAACUAAAAAGAAGGUGAUACCGAGAUGUAUUGAACACCAAAAAAACAGCUUAAAAGGAAAAUGGUCCAGUUCGGGUGCAACUGAGCAUUCUAAAACAUGCCUUGGUAAGUUUGAUUGGUUGCACCCCAAAACAUUAUCUGGGAGCAUUAUCCCAGAAAAUCGAACUCGGAAAAUCAGAGAGUCACUCGAAAUAAGCAAGGCUAGGGUUCAACAGGAGUUGAGAAAUGGUGACGUGGUUCUCAAUCGGGAUGACGGUGAUAAUGUAACAACAAAUUCCUGA